Molecule: messenger RNA, 3329 nt
Organism: Caenorhabditis sp. 36 PRJEB53466
Lineage: Eukaryota; Metazoa; Nematoda; Chromadorea; Rhabditida; Rhabditidae
Source: the annotation of a GenBank genome assembly
AUGCGACCGCGCAAACUGCGUCAUCGGCCUUCUGAUGAACUCAUCGAUAUUCGUGAAAGGUGAAUUGACUGCUCAAACUGGUUUUGAUCGUCGAAAAUUGUUGAUUUUCAGCGUUUAUGACGGGGAGAAUCGGUAAUUUGUGCUCUUUUUAGUUCGCGUUUUGCUGCAAUUUUCAGUUUCUAAUCUUCUUCCUAACCAAUCACUGUAUCUCAGUUGCCUGUAGAGAUAUGACAAAGUGGCAAACUGAUGAAAUGUACACAAUUUUCUGAUGAACAUUUUGCUAGUUGACAACUUUUUCAUAUCUCCACCGGCAGCUGAGAUAUACUGUCUAGACUAGACUGUGCCGUAUCCACAAGUGGGUUUUUAGGCAAUUUUUGAGUUGAGUUCAAUUCCUAAUAGAAAAAAUAGUUUAAACACAAGGAUACAAUUAACAAUUUGGCCGCGCGAACAGUCAAAAUUCCACCACAAUUUUGUCCCAUUUCGCAGAGGACUUCCAUGGCUGUUCUCGGUGUUCGUCGUCCUUUUUCUGCUGCUCACCAUCCUCCUCUUCUACUUUAUUCUCACGACGCGCAACAUUUAUUUGUCGCAGCGAAAAGAGUUGGAAGAUGUGAAACGGGAAGAAGCGGCCGCACAGAAACAGACGGUCAGUGACGAAGAGACGUGGAAAGCGGAAGAAGAAGAAGAAGAAGAAGAAGAGGAACGCGAAAUGAUGAGAAGACGGAAAGGGAAGAAGGAGAAGGAGAAGGAGAAAGUGCACGUGGAUGUGAGUUUGGAGAUCUGAAUCUGAAAUCAGCGAAAGUUUGAGUCCAUUUCAGAUUGUUCCGAUUGUGAAUCGAAAGACUGGAGAGCCGGAUAAAGUAAUUGAGCUCACUUCUACUUCCACCACACAAGAGGUACAGAAGAUACUUCAUUUUUCUAGUUGACAACUUUUAACGCUCAACUAGUUCCAACUUCCAGACGUUACAGUAGUCUUGGGAGUGGUUGUACGGGAAAAGUGUCAAUUGAAAAAAUGAUUUUCACACCUAGAUCUCUAUUUCUCUAGUUGAUCACUUUGCUGUACGACUACUCGUUGGGUUACUGUAGCUCGUGGAUGUUAAGGCGAGUUGAACGCCUCUCUAUUUGACUGUAAACUUCCAAGAUCUACAGUAACUCAAAUAAUGUUUGUACAACGAAAAGAUCAACUAGAAAAGUGAACAGCUAGUUGUGAAGAAUUGACAAAAACGUUUAGCCAACAACAACAAUACCAACUACAACCUCAACCACCACCACCACAACUACCAGUACAACUGAAGAACCGACAACUACAACACUUCCGUUGACGAGCACAGAUGCUCCAAUCGAAGAAGAAGAAGAAGAACAGUUCCCGACAAUAGAAACACCUCGGCAAGAGAUGGAAGGAUCCGACGAAGAAGAAAAAGAAGAAGAAGAAGAGGAAGUGAUGGUGGAGUUGGAUGACGAUAACAUUGAUGAUGUGCAAGUGGAAGAGUACGAAGGGACCACAACUACAACUACAGUAACCCCACCACCAGCUCGCAACUACACAAAGAUCGAAUGGGAGGAACGACGCGCGCCGAAGAGUCAAUCGGAGACGUUUUCAAAGUUUGCGAUUAUUACGCAUCAUGAAGAAUGUAGCGGAAUCGGCAGGUAUUCUCGUCUUUUGGUUGUUUUUUUUUCAAAUAUCGAAUGUUUACUUGCUUCCAGAAAAGUGUUCGAGUCCGGUGGCAACGCGAUCGAUGCGACAAUAGCCGCAGAGUUCUGCAUAUCGGCCGUCCAUCCACACUCCACCGGGCCAGGGUUCGGGGCUGUUAUGCUUGUACAUUCCAGGUAAGGUUUUUGGCCUUUUUUCAAGGUAUACAGAAACUUUGAUGAAUCAUAUCUAAAGCUUGAGAUGAGGUGUGCUGAGAUACAUUUUGUUGAACAAAUAUCAGUCAAAGCCAUCAUUUUUCAGAGCAAAAAACGAAACGUUUGUGAUCGACGGAAGAGAGCGUGCUCCGAAGAACGCGAAUCAGAAUACAUUUGUGAUAAAUCCGACGAUCGCGCACAUCGGCUACUCGUCGAUGGGCGUUCCCGGCUGGAUCUCGACCCUCUGGAGUGCUCACAAACAGUUCGGAAGCGGACGAAUUCCGUGGAAGCAGCUGAUCGAGCCGACUUUGGCGCGCUUCCAGAACGGCGGCGUCAGAGUGGAUCGGCAGUUGGCACAGGCGUUCGAGGCGCGGAAGAAUCAGAUUCUGCACGAGAAGAGCUUUGCGAAUUGGCUGAACACGAGUACGGCCCGGGAAGGAGCGAUGCUUCGAAAUGAAGAGUACGAGCAGUUUUUGGGCAGAUUGAAAGAGUCGGUGCACGCGGAGCACGACUUUUACGGAGGCGAAUUCUCGAAGAGCAUUGUGGAAGAGAUGAAGAGUCGGGGAGGACUGAUGUCGCGACACGAUCUGGAGGCCUACAAGAGCACUGUGAGCAAGGCGGAGAGUCUGAGGAUUGGCGAAUGGUCACUCGAAGGUCCACCGCUACCCUACCACUUUCCGAUCCUUGAGAAAGUGCUCAAAAAUAUCACGGAAUCGUUCGACACGAAUCCAAAAGAUGCGCUCGAGUACUAUGUGAACUUUGUGCAACUUCUGCAGCAGGCGAAUCAGAUGAAGGCGCUCGUCGGCGACGAUCUUUUCGAUGUGACGUCGAGGCAGAAGAUCGAAGAAUGGAAGAAACAGGCGGAUACGUUGAAGCCAGAAGAACAGAAGAGGAGCCAAGUGCCGUUCUCACGGAUCCAGGCGCUCGACGAAUCGGGCAACGCGGUCAACUUCAUGUCCACCAAUUCGGUUCCGUGGGGAUCGGUGCGACGCAGUCCGACAAUGGGAUUCGUGUGGAAUAACGCGAUGAGCGCGUUCGACGUCUUCUGCCGCCACGACGUCAACUGUGUUCAGGGCGGGAAGCGACCGAGUGUCACCAACGGAUUCCCGUCGAUCCUUGUCAACUCACAGCGCCAACUUUUGAUAUCACCGACCUCGAAUGCACUGGAGACGACCGCCGCGUUGGUUGCUCAGAGUACACUUAUGAAAAUGGUAAGUCGAAGUGGUCCGUCGCUCAAUCAUCUCAUCAUCGACAACCUUCAGACCCCCUCCGAAUCGCUCGAUCAUCCCCGAAUCCUUCCACAAUCCGCCGAUCAGGUACUCGUGGAACCCGGCGUCCCACCCGAUCUCUACCGAACUCUCUGGACGCAUUUUCGUGCUCAAUUCACCCAUCCGGCUGCUCCGAUCUCGCUGAUUGAGUCUCGAAGUGGAAGUAUGGAAGCGCUGUGCGAUUUCCGAACAAGAAAUUGUUAUCCGAGUGGUACUUGA